AGACAAGCCUAUUUACAAUGCAAGAAUAAGCAUUGAUGCAUGCAUGCAUGCAUGCAUGUUUGUUGUUUUCAUCAUUAUUCAACCAUUAUUAUUUCAUGGCCAAUUUCUACGUUCCAUUUUAAAGGCACAAGAAAGAAAGCAAAUGCAUGCUGCUCCCCCACCACACACUCGCCGCCAUUAAUUAUUUCUUCAUUGGAAAAUGCGAAUACCUCUCUCUCUCUCUCCCUCCAUUGUUCCUCAACACACUUUCACAAUGUAUCUACCCUUCUGCAAUAGUAAUUCCUACGAGUUUCUUCACCCUUUUGUUGUGAUCUCAUCAGAAACAACAACACUGUAAAUAAUAAUAGCAAUACUAACAAAUAUUAAAUAGAUACUUUUUUAUUUUUUAUUUUUUUUUUUUGUGAUUAAUUAGAAUUAUGAUGAACAAGAUAGAGGGAUACGUAGAGAUAUUAGGGAAGGUUAACUUUGUUACAAUUGUUGUUGUAUUGACCUGCAUUGUGGGGCCAGCGUCUUCUCAAACAGCCCCCGGCGGUGGCGCCGCGGCCGGCGGCGGCACCGGCCUCCCCAAUGAAGCUGCAGUUCAGUUAUUUGCACAGGAAAUGUACAAAAGCAUGGGUAGUUACACCAACGUCUUCAAGGAUUCAAUCAGGAAACACUUGGGAUUUUGCAUUGUGGAUGCGGACCGAGAUUGGGAUGGUGCCUUCAAUUUCUCCAGUGAUCUCUCUUUUCUCACCAACUGUGCCAAAAAUUUACAAGGAGAUAUUACACAGCGCAUGUGCAUAGGUUCAGAGCUUGAAAUGUAUUCAUCGCUGGUUAAAAGCAACAAAAGGUUUGUGAAUCCGAAUGUGAACUGCAAUACGAGCACGUGGCUAAAUGGGUGUGAGCCUGGAUGGGCAUGUAAGGCUAAUGAGAAAGUAGAGCUUAACAGCACCCAGAAAGACAUACCUGUUAGAAAUUCAGAUUGCCAACCUUGUUGUGAAGGUUUCUUUUGCCCUCCUGGUCUUACUUGCAUGAUACCUUGUCCAUUGGGAGCUUAUUGUCCACGUGGAACUCUCAAUGCAACAAGUGGAGUAUGUCAACCAUAUCGUUAUCAGAUACCUCCUGGAAAGUUAACCCAUUCUUGUGGGGGAGCAGAUAUUUGGGCUGAUAUUAGAAGCAGUGCAGAGGUUUUCUGUGCUCCAGGAGCAUUCUGUCCAUCUAAUAUCAUAAAAAAUGAUUGCAAUAAGGGGUAUUACUGCAGAACAGGUUCUACUGCUCAAGAGAGAUGUUUCACUUUGGCAACAUGUGAACCUAAAUCAGAAAACCAGAAUAUUACUGCAUAUGGUGUCCUGGUCUUUGCUGGAGUGUGUUUCAUGCUCAUUAUCAUAUAUAACUGUUCUGAUCAAGUUCUUGCAACUCGAGAAAGAAGACAAGCAAAAUCAAGAGAAAGGGCUGCAGCACACGUGAGAGAAACACAAGCGCGAGAAAAAUGGAAAUCAGCAAAAGACAUAGCCAAGAAGCACGCAGUAGGUCUGCAAUCGAGUUUGUCGCGAACAUUUUCACGCCAAAAGACUAACAAGGGAUCCGGAACCUUACCACCUUCUGCCCCUGCAAAAGCAAAGAAAAAGGACAAGAGCAACCUCAGCAAGAUAAUAAGUGACAUUGAGGAAGAUCCUGAUAGCCAAGAAGGUUUUAAUAUUCAGAUAGGGGAUAAGAAUGUUAAGAAGCAAGCACCAAAGGGUAAGCAAUUGCAUACUCAGAGUCAAGUGUUCAAGUAUGCAUAUAAUCAGAUUGAGAAAGAGAAGGCCUUACAGGAACAAAUGAAGAACAUGACCUUCUCUGGAGUUAUCUCAAUGGCUAAUGAGAUUGAGAUAAGGAAAAGGCCUACCAUUGAGGUUGCAUUUAAAGAUUUAACACUCACUUUGAAAGGAAAAAACAAACACCUAUUAAGAAGUGUGACAGGUAAAUUGUUUCCCGGCCGGGUUUCAGCAGUUAUGGGACCAUCUGGGGCCGGCAAGACAACAUUUCUUUCUGCUUUGACCGGGAAAGCGGCUGGAUGCACCACAACUGGUCAAGUUCUUGUAAAUGGCCAGGAAUCGCCAAUUCGGUCGUACAAGAAAAUCAUUGGAUUUGUGCCACAAGAUGAUAUUGUUCAUGGAAAUUUGACAGUGGAGGAAAAUCUGUGGUUCAGUGCCAGAUGCAGGCUCGCGGCUGAUCUACCAAAAGAGGAGAAAGUCUUAGUGGUUGAAAGAGUCAUCGAGGCUCUGGGUUUGCAGGCAAUUAGGGACUCUAUGGUUGGUACGGUGGAGAAGAGAGGAAUCUCCGGAGGACAGAGGAAAAGAGUAAAUGUUGGACUCGAAAUGGUGAUGGAACCUUCACUUCUAAUUUUAGAUGAACCCACUUCUGGUUUGGACAGUUCAUCAUCUCAGUUACUUCUUAGAGCUCUUAGACGUGAAGCCCUUGAAGGAGUUAACAUAUGUAUGGUCCUUCACCAACCUAGUUACACAUUGUUCAGGAUGUUUGAUGACUUUAUAUUGCUAGCUAAAGGAGGACUUACAGUGUAUCAUGGACCAGUGAACAAGGUGGAAGAGUACUUUUCCGGCUUGGGAAUUGUUGUCCCUGACCGCGUCAACCCUCCGGAUUACUACAUUGACAUUUUAGAAGGAAUCAUAAAGAUACCAGCAGGGUCAGGAGUGAGCCAGAAACAACUACCUGUUAGAUGGAUGCUUCAUAAUGGCUACCCUGUGCCGAUGGAUAUGCUUGAACUCAUUGAAGGAAUGUCUACUAACAAUACUGGUUCACCAAGUGUAGCAGCUUCCACUCCAGAUAACAAUGCUGGUCCAUCUUUUGCUGGAGAACUUUGGCAGGAUGUGAAGGCCAGUGUUGAGAUGAAGAGGGACAAUUUCAGUUAUAAAUUCUUGACUUCACACGAUUUGUCCAAUAGGAAGACACCUGGAUCAUUCACCCAAUACAAGUACUUUCUUGGGAGAGUUGGUAAGCAGCGGCUACGAGAAGCUAGAUCACUUGCCGUGGACUUUAUGAUCUUGCUUCUAGCAGGACUUUGCCUAGGAACACUAGCCAAAAUGAGUGAUGAAUCAUUUGGAGCAACUGGUUAUACAUACACAGUAAUAGCAGUAUCACUCCUUUCGAAGAUCGCGGCUUUGAGAUCCUUCUCCUUGGAUAAGUUGCACUAUUGGAGGGAGAGUGCUUCUGGCAUGAGCAGCCUUGCAUAUUUUCUUUCAAAGGACACAGUUGAUCAUUUCAGUACACUCAUCAAACCUCUGAUGUAUCUCUCCAUGUUCUAUUUCUUCAACAAUCCAAGAUCUUCUUUUCAAGCCAACUAUGCUGUUCUGCUAUGUUUGGUGUACUGUGUUACUGGCAUAGCUUAUGUGUUAGCAAUCUUCCUUGAACCUGGUCCAGCCCAGCUGUGGUCUGCAUUGCUUCCAGUAGUUUUGACACUCAUCGCAACCUAUGAAAAUUCUGAGAAUAAUGGAUUCAUCCGCUUUGUGGCAGACAUAUGCUACGCAAGGUGGGCUCUUGAAGCAUUUGUUAUAUCAAAUGCCAAAAGAUAUGCUGGAGUUUGGUUAAUAAGUCGAUGUGGUGCACUCUAUAAGAGUGGCUAUGAUCUCAACCGUUGGUAUCAAUGUUUAGGCCUUCUUGUAGCAACUGGAGUAAUUAGUCGUGUGCUGGCAUUCUUUUGUAUGAUAACAUUCCAGAAGAAGUAGGUUCAUCUCUUCAAUCCCUCUGAAUUCUUGUUGUACAGAGUAAACAUGGCAAAUUCAAACAACACUGGCUAGCUAGUGCUACAACUCAUGACCUGUGCUCAACAACUUUGUAAAGCAAUGUGGCAUGAGUUGUAUCCUCAUAGGAACAGAUGAUGAUCAGAGAAAAAAGUAUGAUAUGAGUUGUUAGCUGUGGAUAGUGUAGCAUUAGAGAGAGAUAUUACCCUUCUAACUUUCAACUAAAAUAUUAGUUCCAAGAAUAUU
This is a messenger RNA of Arachis ipaensis, 3965 nucleotides long. It is a transcript of the gene ABCG28, whose product is annotated as ABC transporter family protein. Gene Ontology annotation, cellular component: membrane. Gene Ontology annotation, biological process: transmembrane transport. Lineage: Eukaryota; Viridiplantae; Streptophyta; Magnoliopsida; Fabales; Fabaceae. Gene Ontology annotation, molecular function: ATP hydrolysis activity; ABC-type transporter activity; ATP binding. The record is from RefSeq and is a predicted model, not a curated record.